CACAAGCAAACGUCUUCAGUAAUCAAAUACAAGUAAUUGGCGAGGUCAACUUCCCCAUCAGAACGCGUACCACCACGGCAAUGACGGGAAGCAAACAACCCCUCAAUCUAGCCUCGUACCAAUGACGUACCCGUUCGUCUUUAGUACAGUACAACAUCAACGGAUAUACUUCAACACCCCUCUUGGCACCCAUAAACCAAACAAUAAACUUAUCCAAAAAAAUUCAAAUCCUCAAAAUGCCAUUCUACGAAAUCAUCCAUCACACAAACCUCACUCACACUCAACGCGAAACCCUCGCCUCAGAAAUCACCACCCUCCACAGCAAGACCUUCUCAGCACCCACUCACUUUGUCAACAUCAAGUUCUCACCCUCUCACAAUGCCUCGAUACUAGCUCCCUCUUCACCUACUGUACCAGAUUAUUUCGUAGCCGGCCGAGCACGAACUCAUCCCAAUCUCAUCUUUGCUCACGUCCGCGGCGGCGCCAGUCGAAGUAAUGUCGCUUUUGCUAAGCUUGCCGAAGAUAUUGAGAAGAUAUGGGAUGAUGUUGUAGGGCUACCUAUGUAUCAUCCUUCUGGUCGUCCGGCGGAGACGCAUCCAACUCAGGCUUCUCAGGGCGGCGGGGAUGAGAAAGAGAAGGAGAAAGAAGGCGGAGAAAAAGAGAAAGAGAAAGGCAUUAAUUGGAAUGAUGAGAGGAGGUUACAGGCUGUGUUUAUCGUUCCUGGGUUGAUUGCUAGAGAAAGUGGACUGGCUAUCCCAGAGGCUGGUGGCGAGCGAGAGUGGUUGCAGCAGAAUAUGGCAACGUUCAAGAAGAGAGCUGAGGAAGGUGAUGAGGACAUGAAGUCGUUGGUUGACGAAGUGGAAGGGAGGCGCAAACCAACCACUGCGGAACAACAAAAUGCUGAGCAAAACGGCGGCGAACAAAAGGAAGUCCCUGACAGAACCAAGAACUGA
Mollisia scopiformis is the source of this 953-nucleotide messenger RNA. RefSeq lists its product as uncharacterized. Bases 237 to 953 code for a protein of 238 amino acids. Lineage: Eukaryota; Fungi; Ascomycota; Leotiomycetes; Helotiales; Mollisiaceae. The record is from RefSeq and is a predicted model, not a curated record. The transcript has 2 exons.